AUGCAGAUCCACUACUGGGAGAGGGACAAGCAGAACCAGAGCGAGAAGGUGAAGGUGAUUUUUGUCCCCGACACGCGUGUGCAGCUCACCAACCUGACCAGCUACACGCCCUACCAGGUGACCCUGACGGCCUUCAACACGGCAGGGGACGGCCCGCCCAGCGACCCCCGCGGGGCUCGGACCCUGCAGUCUGCUCCCAGCCCGCCCAGCUACCUGUCCUUCUCCGAGGUGACGGGAGGAAGCGUCAACGUGUCCUGGGGAGCCCCCCUCACUCCUAAUGGACAGAUAGAGGGCUACAGGGUCGUCUACCAGCCCACAGCUCCAGUGCAAGGGGUGAGUAAAGUUGUGACGGUGGAUGUGAAAGGCAGCUGGCAGCGAUGGCUGAAGGUUCGAGACCUGGUCCAAGGGGCCACGUACACGUUCAGCGUCCAGGCGCUCACCGUCAGCCACGGCCCCCCCGCCCAGACCAACAUCACUGCUCAGCCUGUGCAAGGCUCCCCUGGGUCUCCUGUGGAAAUGUCCAUCACCAAGACGUCCUCUGAUCUGAACAUCCACUGGUCGGAGGGAGACGUGGGAGCAGCCCCCGUCACUGGAUACGUGAUCGAGGCUCGGCCCUCAGAUGAGGGGGUGUGGGACUCCUUCAUCAGACCCCUCCCCCCCAGCAGCCGGUCGGUGUCGGUACAGAUGGAACGCCUCAGGUCUGGGAUCAGCUACGAGUUCAGAGUCAUCGCUGUUAAUCGCUACGGUUAUGGGCAGCCGAGUACAGCCUCUGCAGCUCUAGCUGCGCUGUCCGAGCGUCCGUUCUACGAGGAGUGGUGGUUCCUGCUGGUGAUGGCCCUGGUGGGAAUCAUCCUCAUACUGGUCCUGGUCUUCACGCUGCUGCUGCACGGACACAGCACCAAGUACAAGGCCUGUGGCACAGGGAAACACGUGUCCACGGCCGAGGAGUCGGUGACUCUGGACAACGGAGGGUUCACGGCUCUGGAGCUCAACAGCAGGACGCUCAACACCAAGAACUCCUUCCUGAAGAAGAACGGCACCAGAUCUCCUCCCAGGCCCAGUCCAGGUGGUCUUCACUACUCUGAUGAGGACAUCUGUAACAACUACAAUGGAACCGCCCUCACAGAGAGCACCACGCUGACAGAGAAACCCAACGAGGUGUCGGAGUCAGAGUUAACGGACAGCGACUACGAGGACGAGCAGCCGAAGCACUCCUUCGUCAACCACUACAUGAGCGACCCCACCUACUACAACUCGUGGAAGCGGCAGCCCAAAGGCCUCAAAGCCAUCACCGCGCCGUUCGGCUACGAGGAGUGUGCCGCGGCCGAGACGGAGCCGUACUACCAGACCGUGGUCACCCAGCACAGCACGGGGGGGGCCUACACACCGACGGGACAGCCGGCGCACACGCACGUCAACCCCAACACCAACCCGCCGGGAUCACGCACCCCCGUCACGGGGUUCUCCUCCUUCGUUUGA
This is a messenger RNA of Pleuronectes platessa (European plaice), 1479 nucleotides long. Its product is annotated as protein sidekick-1-like. Gene Ontology annotation, molecular function: protein binding. NCBI's taxonomy places the organism in Eukaryota, Metazoa, Chordata, Actinopteri, Pleuronectiformes, Pleuronectidae. The record is from RefSeq and is a predicted model, not a curated record.